CAGAAGCAACAGUUGCAAGGUAACCUCGAUGACGUUAUGCUGGAGCUGGAGUUCGUGCUGGGUCCGCACGCUAGAAAUUUGUAUACACAAGAAACUGACUUCUACAUAUCACAAGAAGUAUCCCCAAAACACAACUUUUCUCAGUUCUGCAGUCCCUCUCUGAAUGUGUCUAAAACUAGUAGUGAAACACUUCGCCAGCAGUUGAAUCAUCUCCCUAUUCCGUCAACCUAUGCAAGCGGAAUAAGCAGUGAUUAUCAGUUUGGAACUUGCCCGACUACAGCGGUUGCGCCAUCUUACGGAAGUCUCCAUUGGACACAGAACAAAAACAAUAAAACGCUAGUUUCGAACCAAAUGUCACCACCAGCAUCUCCAGAGAGAACUGUUCUCCAACUUCAACAAAAUAUAACGUCUACAGAAUUAGAUGUUUUUACUGCGGUUCCUCAAACGGUUUCGUCUGCAAUGACACAACCACAUCAAGUUGAUCACCUUACAUCUGCAUCAUCUCAUCUUCCACAGCAGCAACAAGUUAGUCAUCACUUAAGAAUUAUGACCCCGCCAUCUUCUCCUAAUCUUGUCGAUCUUCUUAACAGAACCAACCCAACUGGAAAUGGGAUUGUGUCGACAUCAAAUGGGGUCCAACUGUCGGAAGCCUCUCAGGGCAAUGGCAAGUUGAAGAAAGGGCGUCGCAGUCUGGGGCGAAAAAAAAUCACAAACCACUCUUGUUCUCACCCGGGUUGUAGUAAAACGUACACCAAGAGCUCCCACCUGAAGGCUCAUCUCCGGACCCACACCGGCGAGAAGCCUUACGAGUGCACGUGGAAAGGAUGUGGCUGGAAGUUUGCACGUUCCGACGAACUGACCAGACACUACCGGAAACACACCGGCGAUAGACCUUUUCAGUGUCGCCUGUGUGAACGUGCUUUCUCUAGGUCCGACCAUCUGUCGCUUCACAUGAAGAGACAUGCAGUUGUAUGAAGAAGCAAAUGACUGAAAUUAUAAAAAUGCAAUGGACUCGAUUUUCCGGACUAUCCAUGACAAAUCCAGUUCCUCGAUGUUUUGUUGAAUCUUAUGAUUUUUUACACGAAACUGUCAAUUUACAUAAACGACCAAAAUCGUGCGGGACCAAUGCUUUUAUGCUUUUUUCAUCUUGAGGAAGCACUAACAAAUAUUCGCCUGUAGAGGGCGUUGUGGGCGCCAGCCUGGGAAGAUAAAUUAAUUGGUUUAUUUUUAAGGUCAUUCAAAGUGUAAAUUACUUGUGUUUAAUAUAAGCAAUAAACAUCAUGAGCGAUUUUAAUUAAAAGUUAUCUCAUUAUAAACACAUCCCUU
Molecule: messenger RNA, 1326 nt
Organism: Limulus polyphemus (Atlantic horseshoe crab)
Lineage: Eukaryota; Metazoa; Arthropoda; Merostomata; Xiphosura; Limulidae
Product: Krueppel-like factor 5
Exons: 1
Coding region: 37-975 (312 amino acids)
Biological process (GO): regulation of transcription by RNA polymerase II
Molecular function (GO): DNA-binding transcription factor activity, RNA polymerase II-specific; RNA polymerase II cis-regulatory region sequence-specific DNA binding
Source: RefSeq, a predicted model, not a curated record